Torulaspora globosa is the source of this 1599-nucleotide messenger RNA. RefSeq names its product DNA-(apurinic or apyrimidinic site) lyase APN2 (gene APN2). Gene Ontology annotation, biological process: base-excision repair. The record is from RefSeq and is a predicted model, not a curated record. The transcript has a single exon. NCBI's taxonomy places the organism in Eukaryota, Fungi, Ascomycota, Saccharomycetes, Saccharomycetales, Saccharomycetaceae. Gene Ontology annotation, cellular component: nucleus. The coding region runs from base 1 to 1599 and encodes 532 amino acids. Gene Ontology annotation, molecular function: phosphoric diester hydrolase activity; zinc ion binding; double-stranded DNA 3'-5' DNA exonuclease activity.
AUGGGAAGCUUGUGUAUCGAACGAUUGGCUAAGGCCCGAAUGAGUGGGAAUACAGCCCCUAGCUCUUCUAAAGAUGAUCUGCACACUAGAUUCGUCACAUUCAAUGUCAAUGGUUUGCGUACGUUCUUCCAUUAUCAGCCCUUCUCUGAUAUGAAUCAAUCUCUCGAGAAGGUCUUCGCUUAUUUAGAUGCUGAUAUUAUCACCUUACAAGAGUUGAAGACAGAUCGUCACUCAAUAACCAGAUGGGGAAAGGUAGACGGCUUCUAUUCCUUUAUAUCUAUUCCUCAAACCAAGAGAGGUUACUCCGGAGUCGGUUGUUGGGUUAGAAUCUUGCCAAAAGAGCAUCCUCUAUCAGGAGCAUUGGAGGUAGUGAAGGCAGAGGAGGGUAUUACUGGCUUGCUCUCGGUUAAAACUAAUCGGACAACUGUGUGCUAUCGCGAUGACCCCAUAGGAAGUAUAGGCGGGUAUGAGUCGCUGGGAAUUGACGAAGAGGAUGACAAGGAAGGCCUGCAUCUGGAUUCAGAGGGCCGUUGUGUCAUGGUGGAAUUAGCAUGUAACGUCGUGGUGAUAAGCGUCUACUGCCCUGCAAAUUCUAGUCAUAGCGUUGAAGGCGCAUCUUUUAGAAUAAAAUACCUGAAAGUACUCUUCAAAAGGAUACGAAAUCUCUACAAGAUGGGCAAGCAAGUCGUUCUCAUGGGGGAUAUCAACGUCUGUAGAGACUUAAUAGAUCAUGCUGAGGCAUUGGAGCAGGCUUCCGUUAAAAUUAGCAAUAAUACUACUGGCGUCGAGAUAGAAUCCACUUUCCCCACAGAAUGCAAGCAAUUCAUUCUAAACCCGGACACUCCAUUUCGCCGAAUGCUAAACCAAAUGCUUGCAGACUCUAUUAUGGCCGAGUUUGCGAGAGACGGCAUAUUGUGGGAUUCUACAAGAGUGAUGCAAACUCGAAAGCGGUUAAAAAUGUACACCGUCUGGAAUACGUUGAAAAACUCAAGACCAGUGAACUAUGGCUCCAGAAUUGACUACGUUUUAUGUACAGAAUCGCUGAAAAAGCUCAUUACCUCCGCAGAUAUAUUGCCGGACGUCACAGGUUCCGAUCACUGUCCUGUCUACGCAGACUUCGACUUAAGAAGCUUGGCUAACAACCUGCCUCCCGCGAAUGGUAAAAUACCGAGGUUUGAAGCUCGGUAUAAAUUCGAACUAAUGCAUAGAAAUGUGCUAGAGAUGUUCGGCAAAAAUGGAACCAAUCGAGGAACAGCUUUGGGAGAAGAGUCAAAAUACAAGGUCCAUAAAAAGCCAGUGGUGUCCGCGAAGGCUAGCAAGUUAGUUCAAGUAGCCAAACUUCCAGAGGAGAGCCUUACUGCUGGCGACAGCGUAACAAUAGGCCAGACAGCAAUGGCGCGAAGCCUGCCCAAGAGAGAAUAUUCAAAGUUGCCAGUCAAGGAGAGUGGCGCGCCGCCUCUCUGUAAGCAUGGACUAGAAGCAAUACAGCGAACCUCGAGAACUCAGGCGAACCCAGGCAAGAAGUUCUGGAUCUGUAAACUGCCCAAAGGUCGGUCAGGCGACAAAGACUCAUCCUGCGGAUUCUUCCAAUGGGCGUAA